Molecule: messenger RNA, 1812 nt
Organism: Podarcis muralis (Common wall lizard)
Lineage: Eukaryota; Metazoa; Chordata; Lepidosauria; Squamata; Lacertidae
Gene: PPP1CC
Product: protein phosphatase 1 catalytic subunit gamma
Cellular component (GO): cytoplasm; nucleus
Molecular function (GO): protein serine/threonine phosphatase activity
Source: RefSeq, a predicted model, not a curated record
GCGGCUCCUUGUGAGGGGAGGAGGGAAAGGCGGCCAUUUUGUUCGCCCGCCGACGCUGUUUGCGGCAUCUCCACCUCCUCUCCUCUCCGAAAGCGAGAGAGGGAGGAAAGGGGCAUUCAGGAGAAGGAAGGAGCCAGCUCGGGAGCGGGGAAAGAGCCGCGCGGGUCGACCCGGCGGGCUCCGGCUUCGCUCCCUCGCCCCGGCCGCUGAGAGGCGAUGGCGGAUAUGGACAAGCUCAACAUCGACAGCAUCAUCCAACGGCUGCUGGAGGUAAGAGGGUCAAAACCCGGUAAAAAUGUGCAACUUCAAGAGAACGAAAUAAGAGGAUUAUGCUUGAAAUCUCGAGAAAUCUUUCUCAGUCAACCCAUUCUGUUAGAACUUGAAGCACCGCUUAAAAUAUGUGGUGACAUCCAUGGACAAUACUAUGAUUUACUUCGACUCUUUGAAUAUGGAGGUUUCCCACCAGAAAGCAACUAUCUAUUUCUUGGUGACUAUGUUGAUAGAGGGAAACAAUCUUUAGAAACAAUUUGUCUUUUACUGGCCUACAAGAUAAAAUACCCAGAGAAUUUUUUCCUCCUUAGAGGGAACCAUGAAUGUGCCAGCAUUAAUAGAAUUUAUGGCUUCUACGAUGAAUGUAAAAGAAGAUACAACAUCAAGCUGUGGAAAACCUUUACAGACUGCUUUAAUUGUUUACCAAUUGCAGCCAUUGUGGAUGAGAAAAUAUUCUGCUGUCAUGGAGGCUUAUCGCCAGACCUCCAAUCAAUGGAACAAAUCCGACGAAUUAUGCGGCCUACUGAUGUGCCAGAUCAAGGCCUCCUUUGUGAUCUGCUGUGGUCUGACCCUGACAAAGAUGUCCUGGGAUGGGGAGAAAAUGACAGAGGAGUUUCUUUCACGUUUGGAGCUGAAGUGGUUGCAAAGUUCCUUCAUAAACAUGAUUUGGAUCUUAUAUGCAGAGCUCAUCAGGUGGUUGAGGAUGGAUAUGAGUUCUUUGCCAAAAGGCAACUGGUAACUCUGUUUUCUGCCCCAAAUUACUGUGGGGAGUUUGACAAUGCGGGUGCCAUGAUGAGCGUGGAUGAGACUCUAAUGUGUUCCUUCCAGAUUUUGAAGCCUGCCGAGAAGAAGAAGCCCAAUGCUAGCCGGCCUGUAACACCACCCAGGGGAAGGACGACUGGAACUAGCAGAGAGUAAUGCUGGGAUCAGCUGGGAUGCAGGAUUAAAGUUCAGAAAGCUGUCAUGUGUGGCUCAUAGGGAUUCAUUGGCAGUAUCUAAGUCAGGUUUUUUCCUCUGCAGGAAGGACGACUGGAACUAGCAGAGAGUAAUGCUGGGAUCAGCUGGGAUGCAGGAUUAAAGUUCAGAAAGCUGUCAUGUGUGGCUCAUAGAGAUUCAUUGGCAGUAUCUAAGUCAGGUUUUUUCCUCUGCAGGAAAGACGACUGGAACUAGCAGAGAGUAAUGCUGGGAUCAGCUGGGAUGCAGGAUUAAAGCCUUUUGAUACUUCCCCUAUAUUCAAUGUCGAAGCUUGCUACUGUGCUAUUUUAGCCAGUUCAGAAAACUGUCACGUGUGGAGAGCUGUUCAGAGACUUGCCUGAGAAUUAGAAUUCCUUUUAGGGUUUGUUUGUUGCAGCUGAAGACUUAUUCCACAAAGUUUAAAAAACAACCAGCUACAACAGUGAACACUGUUCACCUGUUUCUAUGAAUAUAACACAGUAUCCUGUGGUGUGUGUUUUUUUAAUUAAAAAAACCUAAUCUUUUUGAACAGAUGACAGUGUACAAUACAAUGUGGUAAAAUGCUUAUUAAAUGAAUAACUUGUUAAA